CCAUAUUGGUUGGAAAGAAAAUCUUCAACACUCCGGAACCUUUAUCUGCUAGCUGUAGUUCAUCACGGACCGUUUUUUCGAGCGGCUCACUUCUGUUUGUCAUGCCGACCGAUACGAAGCGAGUUCGCGGGCCUGAUGUUUCUCAGAGCCCGUUCCUGUUCUGGUCCCGACCCGCCGAGGUCCUCCCCUCUCACGAACCCAGAGCGGACGGUCGGCAGCGGGACCAGGUGGACGUCCGGCCGAUGUUUGUCCGCUGCGGCCUGAUGAGUCAGGCUAAAGGUUCCGCUUACAUCGAGGCUGGAAACACCAAGGUGCUGUGCUGCGUUUACGGACCGCGGGAGACGGAGCGGAAAGAUGAGACUGACAUGAAGUCCGGAAGACUGACCAUCGACAUGCGCUUCGCUCCGUUUUCCUGCCCAGUGCGGGGCUCCUGGAUCCAGGGGAGCCAGGACAAGGACUUCUCUUUGAUGCUGCAGGAGAGUCUGCAGCCCGCCGUCUGCCUCCACAGGUACCCCCGGUCACAGAUUGAAGUCAACGUCAUGGUUCUGGAAAACAGCGGCUCCAUCCUGGCCCACGCCGUCACAUGUGCGUCCAUGGCGCUGGCGGACGCUGGGAUUGAGAUGUAUGACGUGGUGCUGGGAUGCUCCCUCCGUCAGGACGGCGCGUCGUACGUGGUUGACCCGACUUACCCAGAGGAGAACAGCUGGAGGUCAGGCAGCGGGGAAAAGCGAGGCGGGUUGACGGUGGCAUUCCUGCCCAGUCUGAACCAGGUUUCUGGGCUGCAAUCAGAUGGUGAGAUGGUGGAGGAGACUCUGACUGCGGGAAUUCGGACCUGCAUCGAGGGAUGUUAUAAACUAUAUCCUGUUAUCCAGCAAGCCCUGAUCAAGGCUGUUCGCAGGGCUGCUCCCCCACCAGCAGAAAGCUGAGAGACUCUCUGAACGGUCACUUUAUCUUCUCUUUAGUCUCUAUGUUUAUUAACAUCACCUGUUUUCUAUCUGUAAUGUUAUUUUCUUUUAAACAAAUAAAACAUUUUUCGACA
Molecule: messenger RNA, 1039 nt
Organism: Girardinichthys multiradiatus
Lineage: Eukaryota; Metazoa; Chordata; Actinopteri; Cyprinodontiformes; Goodeidae
Gene: exosc6
Product: exosome component 6
Exons: 2
Coding region: 102-926 (274 amino acids)
Biological process (GO): U4 snRNA 3'-end processing; nuclear mRNA surveillance; rRNA catabolic process
Cellular component (GO): nuclear exosome (RNase complex); cytoplasmic exosome (RNase complex); nucleolus
Source: RefSeq, a predicted model, not a curated record